Molecule: messenger RNA, 465 nt
Organism: Notothenia coriiceps (black rockcod)
Lineage: Eukaryota; Metazoa; Chordata; Actinopteri; Perciformes; Nototheniidae
Product: kinesin-like protein KIF13B
Exons: 5
Biological process (GO): microtubule-based movement
Molecular function (GO): microtubule motor activity; ATP binding; microtubule binding
Source: RefSeq, a predicted model, not a curated record
CCUUGGCUGACCAGGGAGCGGGGAAGAACAGGAGCAAGUUUGUCCCCUACAGAGACUCUGUGCUCACCUGGCUGCUCAAGGACAGCCUGGGAGGGAACAGCCGCACCGCCAUGGUCGCCACCAUCAGCCCGGCUGCGGACAACUAUGACGAGACGCUGUCCACCCUGCGCUACGCCGACCGCGCCAAGAGCAUCGUCAACCACGCCGUCGUCAACGAAGACCCCAACGCCAGGAUCAUCAGAGAGCUGCGGGAGGAAGUGGAGAAGCUGAGGGAGCAGCUCACAGAGGCUGAGUCCAUGAAGGCCCCCGAUCUGAAGGACAGGCUGGAGGAGUCGGAGAAACUGAUCCAAGAAAUGACCUACACCUGGGAGGACAAGCUCAGGAAGACUGAGGCUAUUGCACAGGAGCGUCACAGGCAGCUCCCGCUCUGCUACACCCACAGGGAACUGGCCCUGAGUCUCAGAA